CAGUGUCGCCCCAUCUACAUAGAUGUACCACUUCUCUACGUUACAAUUGCAAACGGUCCGUUUAAGCAGCCAAUACUGUGGGCUGUACUAGGUUACAUAUUACUGCAACAAUCCUGGGAAAGAAGAGACCCUGUGCAAGUGCAUUUUUUCUCUUUCACUGACGGAAUAAAGUGCCCGACCAUCUACAACAUCCUAACUUGAAAAAGGUGUUCGUGUGGCUAAAAAACUUCCGAGACAGCACUUUAGCCCGGACGUGGAGGAUGGACUCACUGUGAAGAGAUUCAGUCUUGACCUCAACUGUGUCCAAAGCACACAGCCAGUAAGCCCCUGUUCUUUGGCCAGUGCGCUCACUCUCCAGGGAGACAGGGAGGUGUGGCGUGAAUGGACCUUCACCGUCCCGCCUUCAAGAUGGACAGCUCCUCCUACCUUCCCGGCCCCCUGGCAUCUCCGGCACUUAUGGUGUUGGCCUCCACCGCUGAGUCUGGCCGCGAUGCCUCUGUACCCUGUCAGGCCCCGCGCCCUUUUGGGGUCCCCAUCUCCGAGAAGGACCUGCACCUCCCCUUUCCCCAUGGGUCUUACUCCUUCACCUCCAUGUACCACCGCCAAGGCCCAGGGACCAGCCACGGCCCCUUCCCUGCCAGGGACUUCCCUGCCUCCCUGCUCCACCUCCACCCCCAGUUCCACCCCCCCAACCUGGACUGCUCCUCCCUGGGGAUGCUGAACCCCAGCGGGGUGGGGGCCUUCAGGCCGUUCUCCCCUCCUGAGGAGAGGGGUUCCAGGGGUUAUCCGUCUGCCUUCACCCCUGCUAAGAGGCUCAAGGGCUGCUAUUCAGACUCAGACGGGACGGAGUAUGACUUCGGAGGGGGGCGUGUCCUCUCUGCCUCGCCGGGGUCCCUCACGGCUUCUGAGGGUCCUGGGAGGAAGUUGUUUGCUGUUUCUGGGCUGCUGUCAGACAGGGAGGCCACGUCCAGCCCAGAGGACCUUACGGAGCACUGUAAGGGCCCGGUUCUGUUUGACCCCCGCGCCCCCCUGUGUCCUGUGUGCCAAGCUGUGCUGAGGCCCGGGGAGCUGCAGGGCCACGUGGACCAGGAGAUGGCCCGGCUGAAACAGAUACAGAUCAGUGACUCUGUGCAGAGAGAUCAUCCAAUAGGAGCAUCCAAGUCUCUCUCACUGUCUCUCCAUAUUAAAUGUGAGGGGGGGUCACCAAACUCCCCCCCCCGUGCUUCAGAAGACCCCCACUCAGACAGAUACCAGACCUUUCUGCGUGUGAGGGCCAACAGACACACAAGAUUGAAUGUCAGAAUCAGCAAGCUGAAGAGGAGGAGACCUGAUCAUGGCCAGGACAUUUUGGUGAACCUGGGUGGGGAGGAACAGGACUGGGCUGAGCAGAGGAGGAUUCACAUGACCUCCAUCCUGGGGGGGGUUAAAGGGCCUGUGUUGCUGAGCAGAGUCCUUAAGGAAGGCCGGGACAGUGACGGGGACCUGGAUGUGGAUGGAGACGACACUCUGGAGUACGGAAGAGCACAAUACACAGAGGCUGACAUCAUCCCCUGUUCAGGACAUGAACCUGGGGAGUUGGGGGACAUGGAACAACUGAGGGGGGCUGUUUUAAAUGGUGGGACAUUGUCGAACAGAGUAACUCUAGAACGUUCCAAAUGGACAACUGAGGGUAGUCCGUCUACCAGCCAUGGAGAAAACAGCCAGCUGGACAGCAGUGUCAGCUCCUUACACAGAAGCUGUAUCAACAGGAACAUUGAGAUGGUCCCUGAGGGUUCUGCGCUGACAACACUGGAUGCAUUAAAGACUCAGAUACGGGACCUAGAGAAGCAGCUGUCCAGAGGAGACCGAAACAAAUGCCUCAUCUGCAUGGACACGUACUCAACUCCCCUCACCUCAAUCCAGUGCUGGCAUGUCCACUGUGAGGAGUGCUGGCUCCGCUCUCUGGGGGCCAAGAAGCUGUGUCCACAAUGUAACACCAUCACCUCUCCUGGAGACCUGCGACGGGUGUUUCUGUGACUGGGAGGGGCCAGAAAAGCCUGAACCCCUCUGGGGGUGGGUGGGGUCAGCAACUGAACUAUUAACCUUUGACCUUUGAAGGGAAUGUAAGGGCAGCUGGCCUGUCAGAGAUUGCUCUCGUCUUUGCACCUUAACCUACAGUACACACAAACUCCCAACAAAGGGACCGUUAUGGAAUAUUGCACAAUGAUCAGCCCUCAUGACCUUUGACCUUUAGAUUUAGCUCUUAUCUUUGGAUUGCCAUUUUGGACGACAUUCAUUUUCUACCUAGAAUCACUCCCAACACUGCUGAGGCCAGUCACUUCAAAAAGGAGGACUCAGCUCAUUAAUGACCACAGACAUGUCCACAACUAAAGUCAUUAGAACUUGUAUACUGUACAAAAGCUAUUAGAUGGCUUUAGAUUAAAACCACCUUGAGAUACUGGACUUUUAUUCUGUAUUGUAUGUAUACUCUUUUUAAAAUAAUAAUUGUCUGUUUUUAACAAGAAAAAGCUCAUGUAAACAGUGUUGUGAAUGUUUGCUAUUGUUUAUAUGAAUUAGAUUUAACUCUCCAAUUGUGUUAACAGUCAUGUUCCAUUAGUCAUGUUUUAUAU
Molecule: messenger RNA, 2609 nt
Organism: Esox lucius (northern pike)
Lineage: Eukaryota; Metazoa; Chordata; Actinopteri; Esociformes; Esocidae
Gene: rnf220b
Product: ring finger protein 220b
Exons: 15
Coding region: 382-2016 (544 amino acids)
Biological process (GO): protein ubiquitination
Molecular function (GO): metal ion binding; ubiquitin protein ligase activity
Source: RefSeq, a predicted model, not a curated record